Hansenula ciferrii is the source of this 933-nucleotide messenger RNA. RefSeq names its product dihydrodipicolinate synthase family protein. NCBI's taxonomy places the organism in Eukaryota, Fungi, Ascomycota, Saccharomycetes, Phaffomycetales, Wickerhamomycetaceae. Gene Ontology annotation, molecular function: 4-hydroxy-tetrahydrodipicolinate synthase activity. Bases 1 to 933 code for a protein of 310 amino acids. The transcript has a single exon. The record is from RefSeq and is a predicted model, not a curated record.
AUGCCUUCACCACCAAAACCAGGUGUUUAUACACCAAUACCAACUUUUUUCAAAAAAUCAGAUUUAUAUACUAUUGAUUAUGAUAGUCAAAUUAAACAUGCUAAAUUUUUACAAAAAAAUGGAAUUGAAGGUAUACUUAUUAUGGGAUCAACUGGUGAGCAACCACAUUUAACAAGAAAAGAAAGAUCUUCAAUUGUGGAAAAUAUUCAUAAAAAUUUACCAAAUUUUACAUUACUUGCUGGUGUUGCAGAAAAUUCUUUACAUGAUGCAAUUGAUGAAAUUGAAUCUUUAUAUCAUUCAGGUGCUACUUAUGCUGUUGUUUUACCAUCUUCUUAUUUUGGUAAAGAUAUAAAACAACAAGGAAUAAUUGAUUGGUAUAAAAAAUUAGCUGAUAAUUCAAAAUUACCAAUCAUUAUAUAUGUUUUCCCAAAUGUUGGUAAUGGAAUUCAAAUUGAUCCUAAAACUAUCAUUGAAUUAUCAAAACAUUCAAAUAUAGUUGGUACUAAAAUUAGUCAUGGAGAUGUUUCUCAUCAUGCAAUUGUUGGAUUACAUGAAGAUAUAGCUUCUGGUGAAAAUAAUUUUAAUGUUUUCACUGGUCAAGGUCAAGUAUUAUUACCUGUAUUAACUGUUGGUACAAAAGGUACAAUUGAUGCACUUAGUGGUGCAUUCCCAAAAUUAUAUGUUGAUAUUUUUAAGGCAUAUCAAAAUGGUGAUUAUGAUAAGGCAAGAUCUUUACAAUUAGCAGCUUCUAAAGGUAAAACAGCAGCUGCAAAGCUUGGUGUACUUGGUUUUAAAAGAGCAAUUUUUGAACAAGGUUUUGGUGAAACUUAUCUAGGUAGAGCACCAUUAAAUCAAGAAUUUGCUGAUGAAGUUUGGAAUAAUGCCAAAGAGGAUAUAGAAGUAGCUAAUCAAGCAGAUACAUCAUCCUUUUAA